CACGCACGCACGCGCACACGCACGCACGCACACACACAUCAGGCGCAGCACACACACACACACACACACACACACACACACACACACACACACACACGCGCGUAUACAGCCUCCUGCAGUAUCCCAUACGGCGCAGCGGCGUUUCCAACGGCAUACAAAGUGCGUCCUCGCCGGGGGAAUGAGAGGUGCAGUCGCCGGUUCUCGGAGCGCCCAGAGCGGCACAGUGAGGUCCUGCUGAUCGGGGGGUGCUGCUGGAAGUCCGCUGCUAUUUCUUUUUUGCCUGUGCAGGAAUCGCCUACUAACUUCACCUCUGCCCUGGAUUUAAAGUGGACAAGCCGUUUGAACGGGAUCUAACAGCACUUUGAGCAUUUCUCAUUUUUUGGGCGGGGGGGGGGAGUAAAAGGAGUUGGGGAUCGCUCUGGACGUGCCUCUUAUCCGCAGUGUCGAUGCGGCUGCGGCUGUGAAGUGAUAUCUGCAUAGAUUACAGGUGCAUAAUGUCCUCCAUCUCAAGAGAGGCUUGAUCCCGAUUGGCCGACAGCACUGGACUGUGCCUCCCUCCCUCUCCUCGCCACUCCCAACCUCAGAACAGCCAUGACGUCCCUCGCCAGGACACGGACCUGCUUAUUUGUGUGCUGCUUCCUGUCCGGUCUGCAGCUCCCUGCGACGUCACAAACAGUGGUGCAAGCCCCACAAGCCCACAGUGCCGGCUCCCAGGUGAUCACAGCGUCCCUCCAGGAGGGAGAGUAUUCAUCAUUUCAUGCUGAGAACCCUGUGUGGACAUUCAACCAUUUGGCAGUGGACUAUCGCAACGGCAAUGUUUAUCUGGGAGCCGUUAAUCGCAUCUACAAACUCUCCCCGAGCUUGGAGGUCCAGGUGUUCCACGAGACGGGCCCGGACGAAGACAACCGCAAGUGCUACCCGCCACGUAUCGUCCAACCCUGCAGCGAGCCGCUGUCGCUCACCAACAAUGUCAACAAGAUGCUUCUGAUGGACUAUCGGGAGAACCGGCUGCUGGCAUGUGGCAGCCUCUACCAGGGCAUCUGCAAACUCCUCCGCCUCGAUGACCUUUUCAAACUCGGAGAGCCCUUCCACAAGAAGGAACACUACCUCUCCGGUGUCAACGAGAGCGGCUCUGUAUUUGGCGUCAUCGUGUCGUAUAGCACGACCUCUCCGGACAUGCUGUUCAUAGCCACGGCAGUGGACGGCAAACCAGAGUACUUCCCGACCAUCUCCAGCCGCAAGUUGGCCAGAAACUCGGAGGAGGACGGCAUGUUUGCCUAUGUCUUCCAUGACGAGUUUGUGGCCUCUAUGAUUAAGAUUCCCUCAGACACCUUCACCGUCAUCCCAGACUUUGACAUAUACUACAUCUACGGUUUUGCCAGUGGGAACUUUGUCUACUUCCUGACGUUGCAGCCGGAAAUGGGGGGUGGGCCAACCACUGGAUCCUCCUCUUCCGGUCGGGAACAGGUCUACACCUCCAAGAUAGUCCGCCUUUGUAAGGCAGACACUGCCUUCAACUCCUACGUGGAGGUGCCGAUCGGCUGCAUCAGCGGCAACGUGGAGUACCGGUUACUGGAGGCGGCCUACCUGUCCAAAGCCGGGGCGAUCCUGGCGCGUUCCCUCGACGUGGCACCGGAUGAUGACGUUUUGUUCGCCGUCUUCUCAAAAGGCCAAAAGAGGCGUCCACGCAAGGCCUCGCAGGACUCUGCCCUGUGUGUCUUUUCGCUGCGGAAUAUCAAUGAUAAAAUCAAGGAGAGGCUGCAGUCCUGCUACAAGGGAGAGGGCACACUGGACCUGGCUUGGCUUAAAGUCAAAGAUAUUCCCUGCAGCAGUGCGCUCCUGACCAUCGACGACGACUUCUGCGGCCUCGACAUGAACGCGCCGUUGGGCGUGUCGGAGAUGGUGCGCGGCAAGCCUCUCCUCACUGACGGCGUGGACAAAAUGUCCUCCGUCAUCGCGUACGUCUACAAGAACCACUCGCUGGUCUUCGUGGGCGCGAAAAGUGGACGAGUGAAGAAGAUUCGGGUGGACGGCUCCUCUCGCGCUCAGCAGUACGAGACUGUGCAGGCGGUGGAGAAUGGACCCAUCCUCCGAAACAUGGCCUUCUCUUCUGACCACCAAUACCUCUAUGUCAUGUCUGACACCCAGCUGUCGAGGAUGCCGGUGGAGGAGUGUGACCAGUACUCAACCUGCACCCAAUGUCUCGGAUCUGGUGAUCCCCACUGUGGCUGGUGUGUCCUGCACAACAUGUGCACCAGAAAGGAGAAAUGCGAGCGCUCAUCAGAGCCCCGUCGCUUUGCAUCAGACAUCAAGCAGUGUGUGCGUCUCAGUGUCCACCCAAACAACAUCUCAGUGUCCCAGUUCAGUGUCACGUUGGUGUUGGAGGCCCACAAUGUCCCAGAACUUUCUGCGGGUGUCAACUGCACCUUUGAGGAUCUGGCAGAGAUGACUGGAUUGGUGGAGGGAAACCGGAUCAAGUGCUUCUCCCCUGCUGAGAAAGACAUGCCACGGAUUAUCGUUGAGAAAAGUGACCAUCAGAUUGUGCAGCUCUAUCUCAAGUCCAAGGAGACUGGUCUGGCCUUCGCAAACACCAGUUUUGUUUUCUACAACUGCAGCGUGCACAAGUCAUGUCUGUCAUGUGUGGGUAGUCCUUACCAGUGCCACUGGUGCAAAUACAGGCAUGAGUGUACCCACGACCCUCGCACAUGUUCCUUCCAGGAGGGCCGAGUCAAAAAGCCUGAGGGGUGUCCCCAGUUGCUGCCUGCAGAUCGGGUCCUGGUGCCGGUCAACGUGGUGAAGCCCAUCACACUGCGGGCGAAGAACCUCCCCCAGCCCCAGUCUGGACAGAGGGGGUACGAGUGUCUGCUGACCAUCCAGGGAAACGAGCACAGAGUCCCUGCCUUGCGUUUCAACAGCUCCUCGGUGCAGUGCCAAAACACAUCGUAUUUCUAUGAUGGGAUGGAGAUGAGCAGUCUUCCCGUGGAGCUGACCGUCAUCUGGAACGGAGAUUUCAGCAUCGACAACCCCGCCCACAACAAAGUCCAUCUGUACAAGUGCGACGCCCAGCGUGGGAGCUGUGGUUUGUGUCUGAAGGCGGACCCGCUGUUCGGAUGCGUUUGGUGCAAAGCGGAGAACCGCUGCGCGCUCAAACAGCACUGCCCCCACCCCGAGAACCAGUGGCUGGAGCACAACGGCAUCAACAGCAAGUGCACCCACCCGAAGAUCACACAGAUCACACCUCUGCGGGGUCCCAGGGAGGGCGGCACACUCGUGACUAUUCGUGGUGUGAACCUGGGACUGGAUUUCAUAGAGAUUCAGGACAAUGUGAAGGUAGCCGAAGUGGACUGCACCCCCAUACGCGAGGGCUACAUACCUGCUGAACAGAUUGUGUGUGAGAUGGGUAAAGCGGAGAAGAGCCAGUACACGGGGAAUGUGCAGGUGUGUGUCGGGGGUGGAGAGUGCAGACCAGAAUUCAGGGCAACGUCCUCCAAGUACUACUACUUUGUGAUCCCGAGGAUUCUCUACCUCAAGCCCAGUCGAGGGCCGGUCUCUGGCGGAACCGUUGUCAACAUCACCGGCAGCCACCUCGACGCAGGGAGCAACGUGUCAGUCAUGUUUAAAGACCAGCCGUGCACUGAUGUGAGGAGGGGCGGCCAGUGGCUCGCCUGCAGCACCCUGGCUUCCCUGCACGGCUGUGGAAACGUGUCCGUGUCUGUGAGCAUAGACAAGGCUCAUCUCCAGAAAGACCUGCGGUUUGAGUAUGUGCAAGAUCCCACCAUCACCAAGAUAGAGCCUGAGUGGAGCAUCUACAGUGGAUACACCCCAGUGACAGUGACAGGAACAAACCUGGACAUCAUUCAGACCCCACUCAUCAGAGCCAAGUACAACAGCCAUGAGACGUUCAAUUUGUGCCGGGUGCUGAGCCCCACCACCAUGCUGUGCCAGACCCCAGAGCUGCUCAUGAGACAGGCCAAGCAGCAAGAGGCGUCUGCGAGGCCCACUGAGUUUGGCUUUAAACUGGACGACGUGAUGUCUCUGAUGGCGCUCAACAACACCAACUUCAUCUAUUACCCCAAUCCUGAGUUUGAGCAACUCGGUGUGUCCGGAGUGCUGGAGCUCAAACCCGGAUCCCCCAUUAUACUAAAGGGGCGACACUUCCUUCCACCAACCAGUAAUGGGAAUGGGAAGCUGAACUACACUGUUCUUAUUGGAGAGAAGCCCUGCAUGCUAACAGUGUCGGAGACCCAGCUGCUCUGCGAGUCGCCCAACCUGACGGGCCGACACAGGGUCCUGGCACGGGUGGGUGGGAUCGAGUUUUCCCCAGGUGUGGUCCACAUCAUGUCCGACAGCCCGCUCAGCAGCACUGCAAUGAUCGGCAUCGCCGCAGCCGGAGCCCUGCUCAUCCUCGUCAUCGUGGUGGUUCUCAUUGCCUACAAGCGCAAGUCUCGUGAGAGCGACCUGACGCUGAAGAGGCUGCAGAUGCAGAUGGACAACCUGGAGUCGCGUGUGGCUCUGGAGUGCAAAGAGGCUUUUGCAGAGCUCCAGACUGACAUCCACGAGCUGACCAGUGAUCUGGAUGGAGCAGGGAUCCCCUUCUUGGACUACAGGACCUACACCAUGAGGGUCCUCUUCCCAGGAAUCGAGGAGCAUCCCGUCCUCCGAGAUCUGGAGGUGCCCGGCUACCGGCAGGAGCAAGUGGAGAAGGGGCUGAAGCUCUUCGGCCAGCUCAUUAACAACAAGGUCUUCCUGCUGUGCUUUAUUCGCACUCUCGAGGCCCAGCGUGGUUUCUCCAUGAGGGACCGUGGCAACGUGGCCUCUCUUAUCAUGACAGUGCUGCAGAGCAAGCUGGAGUACGCCACGGAUGUCCUGAAGCACCUGCUCUCUGACCUCAUCGACCGCAACCUCGAGAGCAAGAACCACCCCAAGCUGCUGCUGCGCAGGACUGAAUCUGUUGCAGAGAAAAUGCUGACCAACUGGUUCACGUUCCUUCUCUACAAGUUUCUGAAGGAGUGCGCCGGCGAACCUCUCUUCUCCCUCUUCUGUGCCAUCAAGCAGCAGAUGGAGAAAGGCCCCAUUGACUCCAUCACAGGAGAGGCCCGCUACUCGCUCAGCGAGGACAAGCUCAUCAGACAACAGAUUGACUACAAGAUGCUGGUGGUGAACUGCAUCCAUCCGGAGAAUGAGAAAAGCCCAGAGAUCCAGGUGAAGGUGCUGAACUGUGACACCAUCAGCCAGGUGAAGGAGAAGAUCCUCGAUGCCAUCUACAAGAACGUGCCACACUCCCACCGCCUAAAAGCCUCCGAUAUGGACCUGGAAUGGCGUCAGGGUCGAGGACAACGCACGAUCCUGCAGGACGAAGACCUCACCACGAAGAUCGAAGGGGACUGGAAGAGACUGAACCUGCUGUGCCAUUACCAGGUAACCGAUGAUGCAGUAAUGGCCUUGGUUCCCAAGCAAGUCACAGCCUACAACUCAGUCAACAAUUCCACUGUGUCUCGGACUUCUGCAAGUAAAUAUGAGAACAUGAUCAAGUACACCGGAAGCCCCGACAGCCUGCGUUCCCGCACUCCUAUGAUCACGCCCGACUUGGAGAGCGGGGUCAAGGUCUGGCACCUGGUGAAGAACCACGAGCACGGAGACCAGAAGGAGGGCGACCGCGGCAGCAAGAUGGUCUCGGAGAUCUACCUGACACGACUUCUGGCUACCAAGGGCACAUUACAGAAGUUUGUGGACGACCUGUUUGAGACCAUCUUCAGCACGGCCCACCGAGGGAGCGCUCUGCCGCUGGCCAUCAAGUACAUGUUUGACUUCUUGGAUGAGCAGGCCGACAAACACAACAUCCAUGACCCGCAUGUCCGACACACAUGGAAGAGCAACUGCCUACCUCUGCGUUUCUGGGUGAAUGUGAUCAAGAACCCCCAGUUUGUGUUCGACAUACAUAAGAGCAGCAUCACAGAUGCCUGUCUGUCUGUGGUGGCCCAGACCUUCAUGGACUCCUGCUCCACCUCAGAACACCGCCUCGGGAAGGACUCACCCUCCAACAAGCUGCUUUAUGCCAAGGACAUUCCCAGCUACAAGAGCUGGGUGGAGAGGUACUACUCAGACAUUAGUAAGAUGCAAGCGAUCAGCGACCAGGACAUGAACGCCUACUUGGCCGAGCAGUCACGGAUGCACAUGAACGAGUUCAACUCCAUGAGCUCUCUCAGCGAGAUUUACUGUUAUGUGGGGAAAUACACUGAGGAGAUCGUGUGUUCACUGGAGCAGGACGACGCAGCCCGGAAACAAAGGCUGGCCUUCAAGCUGGAGCAGGUGGUGGCCUUCAUGAGUCUGGAGAGCUGAGGACCACACUUCCCAGGGCGCACUGGGAAAAGACCCCAUCAGAAACCGAGCCGUGCCUGAGCGAAGACCCGUCCCCAUCUUUUUCAUCAUGCGACUUCCUCCCUCCGCCUUUCAAAGAUGAUGACUUCUUCCUUGACCUUUUUCUGCUUCCUCUUCCCCCAAGAACAUUUUUUUGUUUUCCUCAUCCACUCUGCUGCAUAGACUAGUUUACCUGAAGAUAUUGGAAGGGUGGUUCGGGGCUGAGGUCGGCGUUUCCCACAGUGCAAUGCGGGGAAUCCCUCAGCUUCACCACAGAGAAGCUUCAAGGGGUGAUUGCUUGAAAGCUGGCCAUAUUGGCAUACUUCAGUCCCCCUGCUGGAAGAAGAGGGGGAAAAACAUUUUUAUGUUGCCUUUAAUUCUUUAAAAUCCACAAUGUUGGGUGUCCAUUUUGUUGAGAACUUUUUUCAGAAGUAGGAUAGUGAAAACAUCUCUAGAGUCCAGUUUAUUGUAGUUCUAUAUUCAAUGUUCGGAAUCAAGAGGAAACAUCAGAAACGACGCCUGCAAGCCAAAUGAACACCUCUGAAGAAAAUUAAUGCAAGGAUGGUUUGCCAAGUUUACACUGUACCUACAAGCGACGCGUACAUAUCUGCAGAAUUUGGGGCGAGUCCAGGCAAAACCAGAAUGUUCUUGUGCUCUCUCUCUCUCUCUCUCUCAAUGUAGCUGGAGUUGUAAUUAAGAAAAAGACUGAUGGGGGCAGGGAAGAAUUAGUGCUUCUCUGGACUUUUCCGUGAUCGAAACGUGACUUGACACUAAAACUUUAAAAACCAGAACAUCCCCAAACUCCCUUUACAACAUUCACCCAUUUUUCCUGCCCAGCAUACCUUUGCUUAAAAAAAAACGCUCAUGAUUUCUGCUUCCAUCUGGCUUAUGUGGCUACUGCAAAAAUUAAACAAAACCCUGGAGGUCCUGGCCCAAGUUGGAUCCUCCGUAAGAAGCACACAACCAACUCGGGACGACGGUGUUCCGACCGCUCGUCCAGACACCGGGAGCGGUCGUUCUCCGGCUCUUGCCACUUCCAAUCUUGUGUCGCCACUGCGGCAGUCUAUCAAAGCACACACACACGCACAGAUACACACACACACACAAUCAGCAGCUGCACAAGAUCUUGACUGCCCAGAUAUCUACGCCAACCCUGCAGGAGGUAAAGGGAAAAGCUGACUGAAAUGUACUGGGUGAGAAACUGCUUGGACACGUCAAAUGAGAAGAAUGAUUCUCCGGUGUAGCCCGAGACGGCCGACCGCUCUCUAACGGGCUCUGUUGUGAGAGCAGCGCUUCUUUCCCAGGAUGUUCUCAUCGAAAGACUUUUGUGUGGAGAAAUCAACCAAGAUGGACUUAGUCGGUCAGCCGAAAACCAAAGGAGCUUGACAUUUUCAAAACAGUCAAAAAUGUAUUUGUAAAAUGCCACUGAGGAACCGACGAAAAAGACGACCACUUCUAGGACAAAAAAAAUAUUGUGACUGAAACUUUACGUGAUUUUUCUGACCUCAGUGUGUCGAGGUGAGAGGCUCUGUGGGCGAGGUGAUGCGAUCCUCCUUCCUCUUUCCAUCGUCCCGGGUCUCUCCGGUUCUCGGCACACCGUUCGCCCUUGUGUCCGGCUCCCGACUUACCAGUUUUCUUUUCUGUUUUGCACAAGCGUUGGAGAUGGUAGCUAGUUGCAUACAGCAAAAUCCUAACUGUUGAGGCGCUCUUGUCUGUAUUAGUGUAGUUGUCCUCAGUGGCGGCAGGGGGGGGGGGGGGACCUUCUCCAAGCCUCAGAAAAAAGAAAAAAAGAAGAAAAAAAAUCGGAUAGAGCAGGAAACAGAACAAGAAGUGAACAUCACGGCAGGAUCAAUAGAAAAAGUUAGACAUUAAAAGUAGAUACGACUUGUUGGAGAGAGCGAUUGAAAGAGAGAUGAUGGAGGCGCCCUCCGUACCUUUUGACCUCUGCCCUUUCUUUUGCCUUGACAACGUGCCCCAUGUGGUGAUGUGAAUGUGUGAAGACCGCCCUCGGUCCACCUUGGGUCCUUUAUUGGCUUUUUAAGCGCAUGUAAAACGUAAACAAUUUAAGAAACUUAUUUAAAAAAAAGUGAAAAAUAAGAAAAUUAAGCCUUGCAAUGAUGAUGUGGAUGUGUUCUUUUAUCUUUCUUUUGCUUGGAAGAAUCGAGAUGGAAAAAGUGGAUUGUUCUUGUAAUAAAAACUAUAACUUCCGUUGAAGGUGGAACCUUUAUCCAGUUCAACCCCUAAUGCAGAACCUCAUGCCCAUGGUUUUUGUGAAGUUUUAGAUGCUAAAUAAAACAGAUAUUAUAUACCCUUGCAUGUUGACCUACUUGGAUGGUAUGAAAUAGAACUGCCUUGCUCAAAGAUAUUUAUAAACUUCUACUACUACUUGGGACUUUAAAGUAAUUUACAAGUCAACUGUUAGUUUUAAGAUUAUGGAUCUCACACGAAGAUAACAUGAACCCUGUUUUUAAUUUAUUGUCCCAUUUACCGUGGCCUCCAUUACAGGCCUCCAGUGUUUUGCGACAGCCGGGUCUUUUAGUUGUGGCACACAAGCUAGCUUUGCUUAUACAUCUCAUGUUGGUACCUCUCUAUAUAGCAUUACAUUGGACAUUUCAUCAUUACCGCUUACAAUCUGGGUCUCCAUCACUUGAGACCAGAACAGAAACAUGAUUGGAAAAGUAUGAAGCUGUCCAAAUAAGUAAAGAUGGCCACUUAUGAGAGAAAACAGACAUGGUUCUACAAAGGGUUAAUUUCAUAAAAAGGCAACAAAGAGUUCAUCAGUUUGCUAUCAUCACUAAAUCAUAAUGUUACUAAAGGAGAAAGAAAGAAAUACCCAUAAGAAACAAUGUAUACAUCAGACAGAAAACCGGAACUUUAUAACAAGAAAGGCUUAUUAGGCUUACUGGUAGACUUAUGUUUAAGACUGAGGUUGGCAAGUAGCGGUUUCUUUCUUAGCCCUUGUGUCAAAUGUAUGUGAGAUAGUCAUGUCCAUUCAUUACUGUGCAGCGAUUCAGUAGGAUGAACGUCCUGGAGGGGUACAUUCACAUGGAGCGUGCUGGACAUGUUAUUUAGUAAACAUAGCAAACCAAUUCCACUCUGUUAUUGGGAAAGGAGGGGAAUCAAUAUUGAUUUAGGGACAUGACAUGAUUAAUUCAUGCAAAAGCUGGCAUUGACCUUGUUAGAAACAUAUUUAAAUAAGAUAAUUUCAAAGAAACCCCUUGUAUUCACGUAGCCAAUGUAUACUCCGUCUAUAUACCCAAAGCUUCCCCUCCCUGCCGUGUGAGUCCUGGACUGUCCUUGUGAAUCUACCCCCAGAGUCAUUCCUCCCGUUUCCUUCCCCUGUAACCAAGGUCGCCUUGCGUUGCCAACACCACAGAUAAAGUUUCCACCUUCAAACGUCUUGUAGGAACUUAAAUGUCCUCCUCGCUCAGUGUUAUAGCAGGUGUUACAGAAACAUGCUAGAAAAGACUUUUACUAGACCAUAUUUGAAAGAUAAAGAGUAUCUUAUCAAGAGACAAAACAGAAACCUGGGGGAUAUAAGGCGAGCUUCUCUAACUUUGUUAUAAUUGUAUACCUGUGUAUGUAAAUAUAAUGCAUUCCUAUUUUGCAGUCAAGAACAAAAUACUAUUUGUAAUAUAGAAUAAACUUUAUUAUGAAACCAA
This is a messenger RNA of Pseudoliparis swirei, 10019 nucleotides long. RefSeq names its product plexin A4 (gene plxna4). Gene Ontology annotation, molecular function: semaphorin receptor activity; protein binding. The record is from RefSeq and is a predicted model, not a curated record. Gene Ontology annotation, cellular component: semaphorin receptor complex. Lineage: Eukaryota; Metazoa; Chordata; Actinopteri; Perciformes; Liparidae. Gene Ontology annotation, biological process: semaphorin-plexin signaling pathway involved in axon guidance; regulation of cell shape; positive regulation of axonogenesis. The coding region runs from base 592 to 6339 and encodes 1915 amino acids. The transcript has 32 exons.